AAUAAACAAACGCUUCGUUUCUGGUCAUUUUGAUCGUUUCCGUCGUUCCUUACGCGUAUUCGAAAUGACUGAAAUUUAAGCCAUUAGCCAUUAACCCACCUUGACUCAAAAGAGAAACGCUAAACAUACAAAUAUAGAAAGAGCUAUAUACCUAUGGUAUAUGUUGUGAUCGAUAGUGGAAAGUGAAUUCAAAUUUUUUUUAUGCUAAUGUGCACAUUUUGUAUUAAUUCAUAUUAAACGAUUUUGAGAUUAAAUCGUGGAGUUGAUUGUGCAUUUUCUUGGAACUAUCUGCUGUACAAAAACAAAAAAAGAAAACAUAUCAUACCCAAAAUGGCUUACCGGUGCUUUUGGAGAAGUAUUACCAAUUUAACAUUGGCCAUUGUUAUCAUCACUUUGAAUAUGCAGAUUUCGGCAGCUGCUCUUUGGCCUGCUUUUAGUAGUGAAAAGGUUGAAAAAUGUAGUGGAAGUACGGGAUUGAAGUAUUUAUCCGGUGAUGCACUCACGGAUUCACCCGACUGUCUCGGGCCGAACAAUACACCCUAUCCGAGUGCGGCUGUAGCACGCACUUUUUCGAACUGGAACGGCAGUUCAAGACGGGGCCGUCAAAGCAAAUUUCCGACAACUCUGGAUCCUACGAUAACGAAGAGUGCUUUACUACGAGCCUACGAUGAAGUAAACAAUGACUUCCCUGCCAGUAGUCGUUUUGGACGUUCAUUAACAAAUGGGCCGAUCGGCCAAUGCAGAGAAACACCAUCUCGCCUGUGUAAAACACGAUACAAUACAACAGCACCAAUGUAUGGAGUUAGUUUGACAUCUGGACAGCCAGUUACUAUUGUUCAAAAAUUCCCUGAUCUGUUACAACAAGUAGUGUUCGAGGUUUGCGAAUCGGGCGAAUGUGACGUUGUACGCGGCGAAUGCACUCAAACUUAUGUACCCUACCUGUUUCUGGUAAUACCACUGGGUCCAGUCACAUUGACUGGUCAGGACUACGUGCUGGUUGAGAGCGGAUGUGUUUGCAAACCGAAAUACUCAACGGGGGCAGCGCAGGAGCCAAAUAUGAUACCAUAGUUUAAUGCCGGAACCAAAUACAUCCAUAAAUUAUGUUAAAAUCUGAUAUACUGGUACAUACAUACACACUAAAUUAUUUAAAAUGGACAUUUGUAUGCAUAAAUAAGAGCUAUUUGGACACUUUAGCUUGAUUAGGAAAAUUAGCUUUUUUAAUUAACGAAUUGUAAUUGGCAUCGAUUUUCUGUUUAUACUCGUAGUAGUCUCUAGUUACUACAUAGCAUAUUGAAUUUUCGAUGUAGUUUUUGUUUAAAAUUGUCUCGGAUAUAAAUGGAUGAGUGCGUCAAAGAAAAUAACAUUUACUACUUGCAUAUGUUUACAUACAUAUGUUUUUGCUACGAAUGCCCAUUUUUGCUAUUAAAUUAUUAUGCAUCGAAUUCAACAAGUUUUCUCUGUUGAAAUUUUACAGUUAUUAAUGUAUUUAGAUGUAAAAUAGUUAUAAAUAUACAAACAUAUUUAGAUGUGUGCGAUAUUUGUGUUUACAUAUAGACAUAACCAUAAAUUUAAUUAAUUAUAAAAUGAGUUUGAAAUAAUGAUAUUGAGAGCUAAAAUAAAUGUGUUCGUACAUACGUACAUAUGUAGACAUAUCAUUGUAUGCAAUAUCGAAGUGCGUGGCGAAAAUCACACAACGAUAUUUUUUUUACGUUUUAAAAAAAUUAAAAAAAAAAAAUACCAGGUCAACACCUUGAUUUUUCUUGAAACUGUCUAUAUUUUAGUAGACAUCUCUUGGUAUUGUCACCCUACGAAAGGCGCUUUGCUUUUGACAUAUGGCAGUGGUGAUUCGUCGACUUUUUGCCAUUCACUUUGAUUCAUUUUACACUACAAAACUUUUCAAAGAGAAAAUAUAAAUUUUUAUGGAUUUGAGAUUUCAAAUUCAUAAUUAUUUAAAGCAUUCCAAGUAAAAUAUGGCUACAAAGGCAUA
Anastrepha obliqua is the source of this 1987-nucleotide messenger RNA. RefSeq lists its product as uncharacterized. Bases 331 to 1068 code for a protein of 245 amino acids. NCBI's taxonomy places the organism in Eukaryota, Metazoa, Arthropoda, Insecta, Diptera, Tephritidae. The transcript is spliced from 5 exons. The record is from RefSeq and is a predicted model, not a curated record.